This is a messenger RNA of Anopheles maculipalpis, 3745 nucleotides long. RefSeq lists its product as uncharacterized. The transcript has 13 exons. Lineage: Eukaryota; Metazoa; Arthropoda; Insecta; Diptera; Culicidae. Bases 17 to 3745 code for a protein of 1242 amino acids. The record is from RefSeq and is a predicted model, not a curated record.
CACCGAAACGAGCAAGAUGGCGCGUAGUGCCGGGCCGGGGCCCGGUUUGCCCGGGGCGGUCAGAUUAAUGGUGAUGCUGGUGCUGCCGGUGGUGCUACACCUCGGGGCGGAAGCACACGUUGCACUAACGUUUCCGCCCGCUCGCAAGUACGAUCUGGACUUUCUGGACAACUCGCGCACGAAACCACCGUGCGGAAUGCCGAAAGGUUCACUGAAAACAUCGUUCAUCGAGGGUAGCACCUUCAACGUGUCGUGGCAUCUUGCCUAUCCGCAUCGGGGUGGCUUCCGGCUGGAGAUACUCGAUGCGAGGGAGAAACCAGUGCUUAACCUAACGCCGAGCAGCAAGGAAAAGCGUUUUGUGCGUGAUGAUGUGACGGCUCAACAGUUCCAGGUAUCGCUUCCAAGGAAUUUCACCUGUCGGGAUUGUACGCUCCGGUUGGUUCGACAAGCCGACGAAUGGGGCGGUAACUAUCGCUUCUGGUCGUGUGCCGAUGUGGAUGUCGUCCCGAGACGCGAACAUCACGAAACCUGCUCCGGACAUGGCAAGUUCAUUGCGCGUUGCAAGUGUGACCGCAAGUACUACGGGCCACGGUGCGAAUUUUGGGAUGAAUGUGUCACGAAUCAGGACUGUGGCAUUCAGGGUACCUGUGUGGAUUUGGGUGGAACCUCACUGCCACGACGUCAGUGCUACUGCCGGUUGGGUUGGUUUGGACCGGGAUGUAACAAGAAAUCACCCAUCAAGUCAACCGAUAUUGACUAUUCCGUGUACAAGGCGAAGAGCCUAUCGCCGGACUUGAACGUGUACUGGCGUGUGCUGAGAGAGCAGAGCGAACUAGAAGUCGUCCUGAAAGUGAAUGGCACCUCCUGGGUGGCGUUGGGAUGGCGACCUCGUAAGCUAACUGCCGAAUGCAAAAACUUCCCACUAAUCACUGCACCGGGAGCUGCUGCAUCGUCGGAAGCGGGAGUUGCCGAACCGGAACCAGCCAGCGAACCAACAUCUGAACCAGAGCCCAACUCUGAACCGGAACCGGGAGCAGAGCCAAGUGCGGAACCGGGUGCAGAACCGGGCGCAGAGCCAGAACCCAAAUCAGAGCCAGAACCUGCAUCGGAACCUGGUGCAGAACCUAAUGCGGAACCAGAGCCAAACAGCGAACCGGAACCAGGCGCGGAACCAACCUCGGAACCUGCCAGUGAGCCAACGUCUGAGCCAGGUAAUUUUGUAGAGCCAAAAGGAGAGCCAGAACCAGAACCGGGUGCAGAACCUGGUGCAGAGCCAGAGCCCAAAUCGGAACCCGAACCGACUGGAGAACCAGAACCGGAAAGCGUCACCGAACCAACCCCCGAGCCGAAAGGACAGGCGAAGAAAGUUAAACGUGCAGCUGCCACAACGCCCGCCGCAGAACCCGAACCAGAACCCAAAACUGAACCAGCCUCCGAGCCGGCAGCAAAACCGAAACAAAAACCAACGGCAGCGGCUGGUCCGAAGCUUAAUCCGUACACACCGCGCCAUGACUUUAACCCGAUGGACUGUACGGACAUUGUGAUCGGUACGGCGCGAGGUGAUAAUCAUCGUGUUUGGGAUUAUUACACCCGUGAUCGUUCCACGCCACGGAUGGACUCGUUCUGGGGCGGCAAAUCGGAUCUCACGGCCACGGGAGGAUUUGAGCGGGAUGGUGUGACGACGAUCGUGUUCCGUCGACCAUUAGCGGCCUCUGAGCCGACCGAUCACGCGUUUGUGGAUGAUCUGAUGCAUGUGAUAUGGGCUCGUGGACAGGAACCGGGUGCUUACGUACAUUCACCACCGUCAGGGAUUGAGAAGGAGAUGGCAUCGGUGCGGGAGUUUUAUCAGCCGGAUGAGCUGAAGUACCAUGGUCAUCGUAUGCAGCGUGGUGUGACACAGAUCAACUUCCUGGAGGAGGAACGUAAAGUGCCGGCGGCGACAUCAGCUACGGGUGUCACCGUAACGCCGGACGGAGCGAUGGCAAGUGGUGAUGGGGUGAUUGUACCGGCUGGUCCGGUUGGACAUGAAUUGGAUAACGAUUGUCAUGGCUUCUACAAGUACCCAAGGACUUGCGAUCCAGAGCAGGCCAACUGCGAGUAUUUCAUUAGCUGGCAGACGGUGGCACGAGGCGAUGCUGUGCACUUCCAUCUGGAGACGAAGCACACAUCUAGCUGGACCGGUGUUGGCUUCAGCGAUGAUCAGCGCAUGUCCCAGACGGACGCCAUUAUCGGAUGGGUGGAUAAGAACGGUCGCCCAUUCCUGAUGGAUACCUGGAUCAAUGGCUAUUCGGCACCAAAGUUGGACGACCGUCAGGAUCUGUACAAUGCUUCCGGUGCAAUCCAGAAUGGACGGACCGUGUUGGACUUUACGCGAAAACGUAUCACUGGCGAUGAGAGUGAUCUGGCGUUUGCGGAAGAUCGCUGUCUGUACAUGAUGUUCCCAAUUGAGGGCGGUGUGUUUAAUGAAUUGAACAAGAAGCUUGGCAAGCAUGCCUCCGUACCGUAUGUGACGGAUACGCGCGUCUGUAUUAAAUCGUGCGCGAAACAGUUCGAACAGUUGCUGAACGUUGCUGCUACACCGGCGCCGGAUCGCAUCGCUUACGGGGCGUCGAUUAAGCUGACGAAUUUGGCGGCAGGCUUCCAGGUUCCGGCCAGCGGUACACCGGAGCAUCGUGAUCUAGCGAAUUCGGUUAAGGACACAUUUAACGGUGUACUACGGGAGGUUCCCGGAUUCUACAAAACGGAUGUGCAGGAGUUUGAGAAAGAUGCUGAUGGAAGUGUUGUGGUGAGAAUGAAUAUAUUGGUCGAUAAGGAGAUGAAGGAUGGCACCAAGAACCCGCUAGCAGACGAUCCGGCCAAGUUAGAACUAACACUGCACAAUUUAAUGGUGAAUAAUCUGUCGUCGGGUAAGGUGGGUGCGUUGUCCGUUGAUCCGAGCUAUUUGGAGUUUACUCAACUAGAGGGACAAGCAUCAGCUCCUAAAGAGGAAUACGAUCUACUACCGGCCGGUGUACGAUUAUACCUGAUCUUGGGAUGCAUUGCUGGUUUGGUAUUUAUAGCCAUCGUUCAGGCGACUUGCACUAUCAUCAAGACGCGAAGAACCAAUCGUCUGAAGGAUCAGUUGAUUCCCAACUCAGCCUGGAAAGACUACUCCUCCAACACCAACUACGCGUUCGAUAACUUUGAGCCAGAAUCCAAAAAUCACAAAGGACGCUCGUCCGAUCGUGGGUACAGCAAUGGUAACAGUCAGCAGACAACCUUGCAGAUGUCCCACUCGCCCAAUAAAUCGCAGUACUACGAGAUCGAUCGUACGGACGGUGGAGGUAUGCCAGCGCACCGAAAUGGCAACUCAGGCUAUCCUUACCCGUCGGGUCAACCACGCCACGGAUACGAUCGUACCGGAGAUCGAUCCUCGUAUGCUGAUCGGGCGUAUUCGCUGCCUCGCCCUAUGCAUCAGCAACAGCAGCAACAGCAAAUGCAGCAGCGACAUCAUCAAGAGAUGCAAUCCCGUCCCACCAACGACUACUACACGCAGGACCGUCGUGGAAAGUCACGCAACAAUGGUAGCCACUAUGCUGGCAACGGUCAUCAGCAUCCAUCGCAGCAGCAUCAGCAGCAUCAGCAGCAGCAGCAACAGCAGCGACCCAUGCCGGAUUCGUCCGAUCUGUACUUUACACCAACGCAACGAAAAUACUCUGGCGAGGUCGUGCGAGUGUUUGUCGAUUACAACAAGGAUAAGAAGUAA